This is a messenger RNA of Morchella sextelata, 999 nucleotides long. RefSeq lists its product as uncharacterized. The record is from RefSeq and is a predicted model, not a curated record. NCBI's taxonomy places the organism in Eukaryota, Fungi, Ascomycota, Pezizomycetes, Pezizales, Morchellaceae. Gene Ontology annotation, molecular function: glycosyltransferase activity. The transcript has 4 exons. The coding region runs from base 1 to 999 and encodes 332 amino acids. Gene Ontology annotation, cellular component: cytoplasm.
AUGGCUCGCCCACGAAUAAUAAUACCCACAGUGCUCCUAGCAGUGCUGUGUCUCGGCCUCUACGGCUUCUUCGGCCGCAGCAAAUCUCCCCACUCCCUCGAAUCCCUCUACUCCCACCGCCACCCCACCGCAGCACCCACAACCCUCCGCACCACCUCCUUCAGCCCCUCCGACCAAUCGCUCAUCGCCCGCAAACCCCGCUAUGCCAUCACCUCGAGCGUCCAAACCGCCUCCUUCACCGCAAUGGCCCUCCUCCUCGGCUACUCCAUCCAAAAGCACAACGACCUGGCAGCCAUGGACGCCGAGCUCGUGCUGCUGAUCCGCGAAGACGCCGUCGACGGCGUGACGGCCGAGAACAAGACGCGCCUCGAGGCCGCCGGCUGGAAGAUCCGCGUCGCCGAGGAGCUGACGUUCGACGGCGUCGACAACUCGGCCAUCCGCUCGCACCACCGGCACAACCUCAACAAGCUGCAUCUGUGGACGUGGACGGAGUAUGAGAAGAUCCUGUUUAUCGAUGCGGACGUGGUGUGCAAGGGGUCGCUGGCGGAGCUGUGGGCCAUGCCGGGCGAUUUUGCGGCCGCGCCGGAUGUGUGGUGGGAUGUCAUUACGGAUAGUAGGUUUAAUUCGGGGGUCGUGGUGUUUAGGCCCGGCGUGGAGACGUUCAGUGAUAUGAUAAAGAAGGUGUCGGAUCCGGCGUAUCAUCAGCCGAAUGAUGCGGAUCAGGCGUUUCUGAAUGCGUAUUAUCGGUUUAGGUUCUUUGGGCUGCCGUAUAAAUAUAAUUUCAAUCUGGUUAUGUAUCAAUUCCACCGCGAGGCGUGGGAUAUGCUGUGGGAUGAGGCGGUUUUGAUCCAUUUUACGGUCAAGAAGCCGCGGUCGAGUCCGGACGAGCACUGCCAUGAGGACUGCCAGGAGUGGGAGGUUCUUGAGUGGUACGGCCAAUACUUCCGCGAGAUGCGUGCAUAUUAUGGCUGGGAUAACGAGCUGCCAGACUAUCAGUAA